Messenger RNA from Hyaena hyaena (striped hyena), 2454 nucleotides. RefSeq names its product solute carrier family 7 member 14 (gene SLC7A14). The record is from RefSeq and is a predicted model, not a curated record. The coding region runs from base 1 to 2316 and encodes 771 amino acids. Gene Ontology annotation, cellular component: plasma membrane. Gene Ontology annotation, biological process: transmembrane transport; amino acid transport. Gene Ontology annotation, molecular function: amino acid transmembrane transporter activity. The transcript is spliced from 7 exons. NCBI's taxonomy places the organism in Eukaryota, Metazoa, Chordata, Mammalia, Carnivora, Hyaenidae.
AUGAGUGGUUUCCUUGCCUCCCUGGACCCACGGCGGGUGCAGUGGGGGGCUGCCUGGUAUGCCAUGCAUUCCAGGAUCCUGCGCACCAAACCAGUGGAGUCCAUGCUGGAGGGAACUGGGGCUACCACGACCCACGGCACCAAGCUAGCCAAGGUGCUCACCACCAUGGACCUCAUCUCCCUUGGUGUUGGCAGCUGUGUGGGCACGGGGAUGUACGUGGUGUCUGGUCUGGUGGCCAAGGAAAUGGCAGGACCUGGUGUCAUUGUGUCCUUCAUCAUUGCAGCCGUUGCGUCCAUAUUAUCAGGCGUCUGCUAUGCAGAGUUUGGAGUCCGUGUUCCCAAGACAACGGGGUCAGCCUACACCUACAGUUACGUCACUGUUGGGGAAUUCGUGGCAUUUUUCAUUGGCUGGAACCUGAUCCUGGAGUACCUGAUUGGCACUGCAGCUGGCGCCAGUGCUCUAAGCAGCAUGUUUGACUCGCUGGCAAACCACACCAUCAGCCGCUGGAUGGUAGACAGCGUGGGAACCCUCAACGGCCUAGGGAAAGGUGAGAAAUCAUACCCUGACCUUCUGGCUCUGGUGAUUGCUGUCAUUGUCACCGUCAUUGUUGCACUGGGGGUGAAGAAUUCCGUGGGCUUCAACAAUGUCCUCAACGUGCUGAAUCUGGCCGUGUGGGCGUUCAUCAUGAUUGCAGGCCUCUUCUUCAUCAAUGGGAAAUACUGGGCUGAGGGCCAGUUUUUGCCCCACGGCUGGUCGGGGGUGCUGCAAGGAGCAGCCACUUGCUUCUAUGCUUUCAUUGGCUUUGACAUCAUUGCCACCACCGGAGAGGAAGCUAAAAAUCCCAACACGUCCAUCCCUUAUGCCAUCACCGCCUCUCUGGUCAUCUGCCUGACAGCAUAUGUAUCUGUGAGCAUAAUCUUAACUCUGAUGGUGCCAGUCUAUGCCAUCGACACGGAAUCCCCACUCAUGGAGAUGUUUGUGGCUCAUGGGUUCUAUGCGGCAAAAUUCGUAGUAGCCAUUGGGUCAGUUGCAGGACUGACAGUCAGUUUGCUGGGCUCUCUCUUCCCAAUGCCAAGGGUCAUUUAUGCCAUGGCUGGUGAUGGGCUCCUUUUCAGGUUUCUGGCUCAUGUAAGCACCUACACAGAGACACCAGUGGUGGCCUGCAUUGUAUCGGGAUUCCUAGCAGCUCUUCUCUCAUUAUUAGUCAGUCUGAAAGACCUAAUAGAGAUGAUGUCCAUCGGCACGCUCCUUGCCUACACCUUGGUCUCUGUCUGCGUCUUGCUCCUUCGAUACCAACCAGAGAGUGACAUUGAUGGUUUUGUCAAGUUCUUGUCCCAGGAGCACACAAGGAAGAAGGAGGGCAUCCUGGCUGACUGUGAGAAAGAAGUCUGUUCUCCUGUGAGUGAAGGGGAAGAGUUUUCUGGCCCAGCCACCAACACAUGCGGGGCCAAGAACCUACCAUCCCUGGGAGACAACGAGAUGCUCAUAGGCAAAUCAGACAAGUCAACCUACAAUGUGAACCACCCCAACUACGGCACUGUGGACAUGACCACAGGCAUAGAAGCCGACGAAUCUGAAAACAUUUAUCUCAUCAAGUUAAAGAAGCUGAUUGGGCCCCGUUACUACACCAUGAGGAUCCGGCUGGGCCUUCCAGGCAAAAUGGACCGGCCCACAGCAGCUACAGGGCACACUGUGACCAUCUGCGUGCUCCUGCUCUUCAUCCUCAUGUUCAUCUUCUGCUCCUUCAUCAUCUUUGGGUCUGACUACAUCUCAGAGCAGAGCUGGUGGGCCAUCCUUCUGGUUGUUCUGAUGGUGCUGCUGAUCAGCGCCCUGGUGUUCGUGAUCCUGCAGCAGCCAGAGAACCCCAAAAAGCUACCCUACAUGGCUCCCUGCCUCCCCUUCGUGCCUGCCUUUGCCAUGCUGGUGAACAUUUAUCUCAUGCUAAAGCUCUCUACCAUCACAUGGAUCCGGUUUGCAGUCUGGUGCUUUGUGGGUAUGCUCAUUUAUUUUGGGUAUGGCAUCUGGAACAGCACCCUGGAAAUCAGCGCUCGAGAAGAAGCCUUACACCAAAGCACGUACCAGCGUUACGACGUGGAUGACCCUUUCUCGGUGGAGGAGGGUUUCUCCUACGCCACCGAAGGCGAGAGCCAGGAGAACUGGGGCGGGCCGACCGAGGACAAAGGCUUCUAUUACCAACAGAUGUCAGAUGCUAAGGCAAACACCCGGACAAGUAGCAAAGCGAAGAGCAAAAGCAAACACAAACAGAACUCAGAGGCCCUGAUUGCAAAUGAUGAGUUAGAUUACUCUCCAGAGUAGGAGUAAACACACAAGAAAUGUGUAGAGACGAUGGCGAUUUCUUUUCAGUAACUUAACCUGUGGGCUAGAGGGUGAAAACAUUUUUUUGGCUCUCAUUUCAAAAAUCCAGCCUUCCCCCAGAGUCAGUCCCCAGUCAUA